AUGGCGCCUUCAAGAGGCGCGCCUAUCGACGACAGCAGCGAUGAUGUUGCGAUCCAGCAACAGGGUAAUACGGCGCUCAUCAAUGCGCGACGCAAUUUCAAAUACCUCAUUGACCCAGGGGCGGCCGACCGACCAGCGCGACUACGAACACGGGCGUUUCUACGCACUUUCCGGUACAUCACUCAAUUCAUCUUCUGGCGCAUCGUCCGCUGGGCCAAGUAUGCCGCGGUUGGUGCCAUUGCUGCAGCGAUCGGCGCCACUGCUUUUGGGGGUGCUGUCACUGGCGUGGCAUGGAUCGCAGCUCCGCCCACAAUAGGUGCUAGUAUCAUCGCGGCGACCGUCUGGGGCGUUGGGAAAUAUGCUGCACGUAAACUUCACAAAAGAUGGCAGAGGUCUGGUGGAGACGCAGGCGAAGCUGCGCGUGAACUGCAAGAGCAACAUCCACUCAAGCGUGAAGGUACAAUGGGUCAAGAGACGGGACCACAGGCUAUACCGUGGUAG
Cyphellophora europaea CBS 101466 is the source of this 501-nucleotide messenger RNA. RefSeq lists its product as uncharacterized. Bases 1 to 501 code for a protein of 166 amino acids. Lineage: Eukaryota; Fungi; Ascomycota; Eurotiomycetes; Chaetothyriales; Cyphellophoraceae. The transcript has a single exon. The record is from RefSeq and is a predicted model, not a curated record.